Messenger RNA from Aspergillus japonicus CBS 114.51, 1826 nucleotides. RefSeq names its product DNA-directed RNA polymerase I subunit RPA49. Lineage: Eukaryota; Fungi; Ascomycota; Eurotiomycetes; Eurotiales; Aspergillaceae. The record is from RefSeq and is a predicted model, not a curated record. The coding region runs from base 1 to 1494 and encodes 497 amino acids. Gene Ontology annotation, biological process: RNA polymerase I preinitiation complex assembly; transcription elongation by RNA polymerase I; nucleolar large rRNA transcription by RNA polymerase I. The transcript is spliced from 3 exons. Gene Ontology annotation, cellular component: RNA polymerase I complex. Gene Ontology annotation, molecular function: DNA binding.
AUGGUCUCCGACAAGGUCGAAAAAAAGCGCAAGCGCGCUUCCGAUCGCCACGAGCGGCCUAGCAAGAAGCCCGCGCUGGAAAUCCAAGAUCUGCCCCCUCUGGCGUCGAGCGUGGUGGAGGAUGAUAGCGAACUCGCUCCGGUCAUUGUGACCACUCCCGGCCUUAACGCUCCCCGCAAUCUCCGGCUCAAACCCUACCUGAAAACCCGCAGCAAGACCUCCUCCGCGUCGACGCGCAACAAGGGCAUCGUCGCGUCGGAGCUGCUCCUCCAGUCGUCCGAACACCCCAAGCUGGACUUUGUGGGUCGCGAGGCCGAGGAGGAUGCCGACUCCCAGCUGAAGCACUACGUCGCCGUGGUCGAUCCCGAGGAUAAGACGUGGCAGUUCGUCGAGGUGCGGAAGAUGACGCUGCGGGGUGCGGUGCGGAAACUGCGCUCCAUUGAUGAAGAGGAGGAGGAGGAGGAGAGCGAGGAGGAAGAGCUGCAAACCCUCCGCGCCCAACGCACCGAACUCACCAACACCUUCGGUACCAAGCAAUCGCGCAAAGCGGCGCAAUCCCUGGCCGAGAACGCGCAACUCUCCAACCUGCCCUCGGGGGCGGCGUCGGCGGCGGAAUCGGCCAUCCUGUCGUCGAUGCCGACGGAGGGGGUCAGCGACAUCGCGGCCAAGGCGGCGCAGGUGCAGGCGCAGGUGCAGGCCAACAAGCCGAUCCCGACGCCGCACCUGGACGCCUCGCACCCGGGUGAGGUGUACCCGCUGGCGGAGCUGGUGCCGAACGGCGAGUCGACGCUGCGGCAGCUGCCGGGGGUGCAGGAGUGGCUGGCGACGGCGAGCGCGGGCGAGCCGGUGGUCACGACCUCGCGGUACGUCUCGCGGCGCGUGGACGCGGUCAUCCAGUCCGGCAACACCACCCACCUCCAGAUCCUGCGCUUCAUCCUGCUGCUCCUCGAGCUCAACCGCCACCUCAAGCGCGACCCCAAGGGCGCCGGCCCCGGCAGCAAGCGCCUCCCGCCGCGCGACGAGCUCCGCACCAUCCUCGCCGGCGGCACCUCCCCCACCACAGCUACCACAUCCGCCGCGGAAUCCAUCGCCGACCCCAUCAUCGACGCCGUCCGCCGCCGCUUCGCCCCGGGCACCGGCGGCUCCCUUACCCGCAACGACGUCACCUUCCUCCACACCACCAUCUGCGCCCUCUCGCUGCACAUCCCGCCCCAGCCCGCCAAGGACGGCGGCAACAGCGCCCAGGGCGGCAACGCCCCCAACGAGCUGGCCACCGACCCCGCCGACCUGCGCGACGACCUCCACCUCGAGAGCCCCGUCAUCCUGCAGUACUUCCGCGAGCUGGGCUGCCGCGUCGACAAGCCCCGCGAGUCCGAGUUCGCCAAGUGGGGCAUCAAGGGCGGCAAGGCCGAGGCCGCCGCUCGCCGCGUGGCGCGCCUGCGCAUUCCCGUGGAGUUUCCUAAGGUGAGCCGCGGGGGUGGGAAGAGACGCUAGUGAUCGACUCGAAAGAAGGAGGCGUAGGAUUCGAACAGCGGCGUGAUUCGGGUGGUGGGAUGACGAUGUGUGGGUGUAUGUUGAAGAGGUAUGGCAGAGGGCCGUGGAAGGACUACUCCGUAUCCUGAUUCCCAUAUCUUGUCAGAUACUCUUGUUGUUGUUGUCCUCAAACCUCAAACCAAAAAAAAAGCAUUCGGUCUUUUUUCCCCCUCGGGCUUGAUUCCACCGGGCGUUAGGGUACAUGUUACGUUUUUGUGGAUGUAUGUAUAUUUGUAUUUCGUUCGUCUGUAUAGUAGGUAGUAGUUAUUUUAAUCAGUAGCGAAGAAGAGAAG